AUGAGUUACAAAACAAGCGGUCUUCUAACUUUUGCUUUAGUAGUUUCUGCUGAAAUAUUGUUAACUGAAGCGGAAUUUCAGUCAAAGUUUUUAAGUUUUAUCGAAAGUUUAAACAAAGUCGAACAAUUUCAAAGCAUAUUUCUAUUCAAAAAUUCGGAGGAUUAUUUUGAUGACCAAUUUUUACUCUACAUUGCAACUUCACUUAACGUUCCAGUAAUUUUGUCAACAGAAGAUUCAUCAUUUUACUUGAAGGGAAAAUUCAAUGAAAACUUGCUUACAAUUGUUCAAUUUGAUUUCAGUGAUUUAUUUCUUCAGCCACUAUUGGAACAUCUUCAACACCUUCGUUUCUGUAAGACAAUUUUUGUGCUUAAGAAUUCUUCAAGAAAUGAUACGGAAUUGAAGAGUUUAUUCAAAUUCUGCUGGCGAAAUAGACUAAUCAAUGUUGUAGCAGUUUUUCAAGAUUUCUGCACUUCUUCGACUUACUACAGCUACAGUCAUUUCGGAGGAUUGAACAUUGAAGAAAUCGUCUGGAACAAUUAUAAUUCGGUGGUUUUUCGUGAUAAAAUGAAGAACCUCAAAGGUUUUACAUUACCAGUUGUGUUUGGAGGACCAGAACCAGGAUUGAUAAUUUCAAAAAACUCCAAUAGUGAAAUUGUAAUUCGAGGUUACAUGGGGCAUUUCUUCAAUACUUUUGCUAAAAAGCACAAUGCUAGAUUGAACACUUCGAAUGUUAACACUUCGCUUACAGCACGGAAUUUGUAUGAUCUCGUUGUUAACAGCAAAAUUGAAAUAUCAGGUGCUUUUCCGUCACGUUUAAUAGCUCCUGUUAAAUACUUUUCAUACCCGUUUUUCUUCUACAAAUGGAGUAUAAUGCUGCCCAUAGAGAAGCAUAUUCCCAUCUUUAAAGUAUUUUCUUUAAUUUUUCAAUGGAAAGCUCUUCUUCUUACAAUCGUUGUAAUUAUAUUACUUUCUGCAUUGCUUGAAAUAGCUGCCUUUUCCUCACAUUCACCACGAAUUUUCACAAUCUGGGAUUUUUUAUUCAAUAUUGAUUGUUUUCGUGGAAUACUUGGACAGCCAUUUUCUCAAUCACCAAAAGCUUCUUUAACUACAAAAAUUAUCUAUUCUUUGGUAUUUUUAUUGGGAAUCAUGAUUGUCACUUCAUACGAUGGAUUUCUUCAGUCCUUCAUGACCGAACCGCCAAGGGAAAAUAUGAUUAGAACCUUUGAAGAUCUUGAAGCAGCUGGCCUUAAAGUCUACAUUAUUACAGCUGAUUACAAUUUAAUGCUUAGUCCUCAUUUUAAAAAAUAUUCAAAUAUAUUUAAAAUUGAACCUGAUUUUGCAACAUUUAUUCAAAUUCGUGAUAAUCUUAGUCCAAAAUAUGCCUACACAGUAAAUAGUGAAAAAUGGAAAAUUUAUAAAAUGCAACAAAGUUUUUCUGGGAUUAAAAUGUUCCGAUGGUCUGAUGAAUUGUGUUUGAAUAAAAAUCUGGAUUAA
This is a messenger RNA of Episyrphus balteatus (marmalade hoverfly), 1494 nucleotides long. RefSeq lists its product as uncharacterized. NCBI's taxonomy places the organism in Eukaryota, Metazoa, Arthropoda, Insecta, Diptera, Syrphidae. The coding region runs from base 1 to 1494 and encodes 497 amino acids. The record is from RefSeq and is a predicted model, not a curated record. The transcript is spliced from 2 exons.